Messenger RNA from Aspergillus nidulans FGSC A4, 1153 nucleotides. RefSeq lists its product as uncharacterized. Gene Ontology annotation, cellular component: elongator holoenzyme complex. Bases 110 to 1153 code for a protein of 347 amino acids. Gene Ontology annotation, biological process: tRNA wobble uridine modification. NCBI's taxonomy places the organism in Eukaryota, Fungi, Ascomycota, Eurotiomycetes, Eurotiales, Aspergillaceae. The record is from RefSeq and is a predicted model, not a curated record. The transcript has 3 exons.
GGCAGCACUCGGGAUCCGAUCACGUUGGGGCUGGGCGUAGUACAGUGUGGUCUUAUCUAUACUCCUAUGGGAGAAUUGAGCCUUACCCUAGCUGUGUCCCUAGUCAGCCAUGCCUAGCCAACCGCCCCUCCCCCACCUUCUCACACCAUAUGUCUCGUCCCCUCCACGAUCCUCCCUCACAACCGUGAGCUCUGUGCUAGGCGCCACGGGAAACUGGCUUAUAUUGCGGUUCCUGGGUGCGGCCCUGGCCGAUGCUGGCUCUGGGUUUCGAGGACUUGAGGAAGACAGGAAGCGAAAAGUGGUGCUGGUGAGUUUUCUGCGGGGUUGGGAGUUUUGGAGAUCGGAAGCAAAAAGAUUGGGUGUGGAUCUAGCGCGCCUUACAGAGAAGCGACAAUUUGCGUUUGUCGACGGACUCUCUGAGCUCUUCUCCGCCCCAACCGCUUCGGCGUCGUCUGCACAAUCUCAACCCUUCGGAGCCGGCGCGACACCACGAACAACCCUUCCUGUUCGACCACACCCAGGCCAAGCAUCACUGCGCCAACCGCCUCCUCAAGCCGUCGGCUUCAAUGGCCCGCCACAAAUCGCAAAGGAAACUGGCCCGGUGAAGCGACUACAUUUCUCAGGCAAUGGAAUCGCAGCACUCGAUGCGCUGGAAAAGGAUGUCACGACGGUGAUCGACCAGCUCAGGGCGCCACGUCCGGGGGAAGAUGGAGACGAAUCUGAGGUCCUCUUGGUUGUCGAUCAACCAGACCUAUUACUCGCAGCUACAGGACCUAAUAAGGGCAUCGGUGCUACGGAGAUGGCGGAGUGGAUAAUGGGACUACAGCAGGUUGCGACUGCCACGAUCGUGACGAUAUCCGUGGAUUCCCCGUUGAUCCAUAAUGCCUCUGCUUUCGCUCACCAGGCCGCGACUCCGCUAGAGACGGAACAUGCCGCGUUUGCUGUCGGAUUGGCCCACCGAUCAGAGAUGGUCAUGCAGCUUAGGAACUUGGAGACAGGCGCUGCCAGGGAUGUCAGUGGCGUUCUCAGGGUGAGCAAGGGAGGCGCGUGGGGACAGAGAGAGAACGCCGGCGAGGAGAGUUGGGAGGAAAGAGAGGUUCUGUACUUUGUACAAAGGGAUGGAGGGGUUAGUGUUUUUGGACGCGGGGAAUAG